This is a messenger RNA of Oncorhynchus nerka (sockeye salmon), 4151 nucleotides long. Its product is annotated as synaptic vesicle glycoprotein 2B-like. Gene Ontology annotation, cellular component: synaptic vesicle membrane; neuron projection. Gene Ontology annotation, molecular function: transmembrane transporter activity. The transcript is spliced from 13 exons. Gene Ontology annotation, biological process: chemical synaptic transmission; transmembrane transport. Bases 431 to 2515 code for a protein of 694 amino acids. Lineage: Eukaryota; Metazoa; Chordata; Actinopteri; Salmoniformes; Salmonidae. The record is from RefSeq and is a predicted model, not a curated record.
CCCCUGGUCUGUAAAACUGCCGGCUGAUAGAUAAACUGAUAUGUUGAAUCUGCCUUUACAACUCUCUUUCCCUGGAUAUUGUAUCUCAAAUGUGGAUAAUUUUUUAAUUGACUUUAAUGCCAAGGGAAUGCCAAGUCUGGUCCAGCAUGAGGCCUUGCACAUCUGUUUACCAGGAGAGUGAGCCCUGUCACCAGAGAUAGAGUCCUUCCACCACAGCUACUGAGGCCUUAUCUAACACUGUAUCAGGACCAUUCUGCAGAGGAACCACCAUUAAUAACAACCUGACUUUCAUUUGUCUGGAGUAAAGGAUCAGAAGUCACUGAGAGCAAGACAGAGUCCCUGCCAAGAAUUAUGCCAAUAUAGCCUCCUCAGUAUCUCCAGCAGACAACCACUCUAGAGGUGCUAACGUAGUCCCUCUCCAGCAGUAACCAUGGACGACCAUUGGCAGAACAAUGUGAACCAGCAGGGCACUGAGAUCCCCACCUACGGGGAGGGAGGCGGCCAGGAGUACCCCUACCAGGCUGACUUCCCCCAGCAGGAGGGUGGGGGGGACGAGGAUGCUAGGAGUGAUGCCACAGAAGGUCACGAUGAGGAUGCAGAGGCGAUGUAUGAAGGAGAGUACCAGGGGAUCCCCCACCCUGACGAGAUCAAGGCGGCCCAGAGGGCGGCCAGGGCCGAGGCCAGGAAGAAGGCCAGGCUGGCAGCAGCGAUGCCGGAUGAGGAGGACCUGGCAGAACAGUACGAGAACAUCAUGGAGGACUGUGGGCACGGUCGUUUCCAGUGGACCCUGUUUAUCGUGCUGGGCAUGGCGCUGAUGGCGGAUGGCGUGGACGGAUUUGUGGUGGGCUUCGUGUUGCCUAGCGCCGAGAAGGACAUGUGCAUAUCCAACGCCAACAAGGGCAUGCUGGGUCUGUUGGUGUAUGUGUCGAUGAUGGUGGGGGCUUUCGUCUGGGGCAGCCUGGCGGAUAAGAUGGGCCGUAGGAAAUGUCUGAUCUACUGUCUGGCCAUCGACUGUGUCUUCAGCUUCCUGUCCUGCUUCGCUCAGGGAUACGGAUUCUUCCUCUUCUUCCGGUUCUGCUCCGGCUUCGGGAUCGGAGGGACUGUCCCCAUCGUGUACACCUACUUCGCAGAGUUCCUCCAGAUGGAUAAGAGAGGGGAGCACCUUAGCUGGCUGUGUAUGUUCUGGAUGUUCGGUGGGCUCUACGCCUCCUUCACCGCCUGGGGAAUCAUCCCUCACUACGGCUGGGGCAUUAGCCUGGGGACACAGUACCAGAUCCACACCUGGAGAGUAUUCAUUCUGGUGUGUAUGUUUCCAGCCAUCAUUGCCCUCGUUGGACUGGUCUUCAUGCCAGAGAGUCCACGCUUCUUCCUGGAGAAUGGGAGACAUGACGAGGCCUGGAUGAUUCUGAGACAGGUCCAUGAUACCAACUGGAAGGCCAAGGGAGAACCUGAGAGGGUAUUCACUGUGUCCAACAUCACGACUCCUAAGACCCAGGAGGAUGAGUUCAUUGAGAUCCAGAGUGACACUGGAACAUCCUUCCAGCGCUGGACUGUCAGACACACCAACCUCCUCAAACAGGUGAUGCAGAACAUGAUGUCCCUGGCAGCACCAGACCUCAGACUGCAGGGUCUGUUCCUGGCUAUCGUCUGGUUCACCAUGGCCUUCAGCUACCACGGACUGUCGGUGUGGUUCCCUGACAUGAUCAAGUACAUGCAGUAUGAGGAGUACGAGUCCAAGGUGAAACUCUUCCAUCGAGAACGAGUGGAGCGAUUCCACUUCAACUUCUCCCUGGUCAACCAGAUCCACAAAGAGGGAGAAUAUGUCCAUGACAAGUUCAUGGAUAUAGAGAUCAAGUCUGUGAAGUUUGAAGAUUCCCUGUUUGAGAACUGUUACUUUGAGGACGUCAGGUCGACCAACACGUACUUUGAGAACUGCACCAUCAAGAACACGGUCUUCUAUAACACAGACCUUUGGGAAGACUCUAAGUUUAUAGACUGUCGGAUGGAGAAUGCCACGUUUCUCCAUCCGAAGAAAGGCUGCCAUCUGAACUUCCAGGAGGAGAACGACAUCGUCAUCUACAUGGUCAGCUUCCUGGGGAGUCUAGCGACACUGCCAGGCAACAUCCUGUCAGCCCUCUUCAUGGACAAGAUAGGAAGGAUCAAAAUUAUAGGUGGUUCUAUGCUGAUAUCAGCAGUUUGUACGUUCCUCCUGCUCCUCAGCUUCAGUCAGGGAGCAGUUAUAUUAUUUCAGUGCCUUUUCUACGCUACCAGCGUCGCGGCCUGGAACGGACUGGAGGUCAUCACAGUAGAAAUCUACCCUUCUGCUAAAAGAUGCACAGCGUUCGGAGUGCUGAACGGUACCUGUAAGCUGGCAGCCAUUAUUGGCAGCGUCAUCUUUGCCAAGUUCAUCGGCAUCACAAAGAUCAUCCCCAUUUUCCUGGCGUUCGCAGCGCUGGCCUGUGGAGGUCUGCUGGCCACCAAACUGCCGGACACACGGGAGAAGAUCCUGGAGUGAAAACAGCUAAACAUCUACAGCAUCAAGGGUUGUAAAAUUCCUGUGACUUUCCACAGGUUCUCAAAACAUCUUUGGUGGGGGAGGAUUCCCAGACUUCCUGCUUAAACGUGGGGGAAUUUGGGGAAAGUUAGUGGAAUUUUGCAAACCUUUACAACGUCACGGCCAAAUAAAGAUGUCUGUACAUAUAGGUUGGUCCAGUUGGGAGAGAGAGAGACUUCCACAUGUGAAGUGAGUUGUGUGUGUGUGACAGAAUUAGGGGGAGGGGCUUUCUGUUCCCAUGGUGAUGUAUAGAACGAACGGUACCCUCAUCAAGACAUGUCACCAUUUUACAUUGUUUGAUAUUGUGUUUUUCUUCUGUACACCUCAAAAUACCACCCAGGUAGAGCAGGACAUGUCACUCUGUAUUUGGUAGGUUUUAAAAUGUGUUUUAAAUUAUUUUAAAUGAAAGAAUUACGAGAGAUGAGAAAUAUAUCUACUUGGAAGAUGACAGACAGUUUUACCAUGUUGUGCUUUGAUUUUUAAAACUAACUGUUCAGGAAAGGUAUUGGGUUGACAUUUGGGUUGGAAUUCAACGACGGCUAAGGUUUCAACGUAACGCUAUUUUACGAUUCAGAACCAAUUUUCCAUUGGUUCAGAAACCCCUCCAUUCUAUUCCACAACCCCCCUUCUUCCCAAGGACUCCAUUUACAUAUAUUCAUCCCUGUGUAUCGCUCAGCAUCUGGUCUUCAACUCCUGUUGUAUCUAUUAACCAGGACCACAACCUCUUCUGCUGUACAGUGGAUGCAUCUGUUGACGUACCAAUAUGUUUGUUGUAUUGUUUGUGUUCAGUCUCUCGUUGUCCAGAAGAGCUGUGUUCUAGAUACUGAUUCUAUUAAAUCCUGUCUAGUCUGUGUUCAGUCUCUCCUUGUCCAGAAGAGCUGUGUUCUAGAUACUGAUUCUAUUAAAUCCAGUCUAGUCUGUGUUCAGUCUCUCCUUGUCCAGAAGAGCUGUGUUUUAGCUACUGAUUCUAUUAAAUCCUGUCUAGUCUGUGUUCAGUCUCUUCUUUUCCAGUAGACUGAUACUGAUUAUAUUAAAUCCGGUCUAGUCUGUGUUCAGUCUCUGCUUUUCCAGAAGAGCUGUGUUCUAGAUACUGAUUCUAUUAAAUCCUGUCUAGUCUGUGUUCAGUCUCUCCUUGUCCAGAAGAGCUGUGUUCUAGAUACUGAUUCUAUUAAAUCCAGUCUAGUCUGUGUUCAGUCUCUGCUUUUCCAGAAGAGCAUCUUGUCUUCAGCUCCUGUUGUAUCUAUUAACCAGGACCACAACCUCUUCUGCUGUACAGUGGAUGCAUCUGUUGACGUACCAAUAUGUUUGUUGUAUUGUUUGUGUUCAGUCUCUCGUUGUCCAGAAGAGCUGUGUUCUAGAUACUGAUUCUAUUAAAUCCUGUCUAGUCUGUGUUCAGUCUCUGCUUUUCCAGAAGAGCUGUGUUCUAGAUACUGAUUCUAUUAAAUCCUGUCUAGUCUGUGUUCAGUCUCUCCUUGUCCAGAAGAGCUGUGUUCUAGAUACUGAUUCGAUUAAAUCCUGUCUAGUCUGUGUUCAGUCUCUGCUUUUCCAGAAGAGCUGUGUUCUAGAUACUGAUUCUAUUAAAUCCUGUCUAGUCUGA